Arvicola amphibius (Eurasian water vole) is the source of this 2483-nucleotide messenger RNA. It is a transcript of the gene Acsm5, whose product is annotated as acyl-CoA synthetase medium chain family member 5. The record is from RefSeq and is a predicted model, not a curated record. Gene Ontology annotation, biological process: fatty acid biosynthetic process; acyl-CoA metabolic process. Bases 306 to 2027 code for a protein of 573 amino acids. Gene Ontology annotation, cellular component: mitochondrial matrix. Gene Ontology annotation, molecular function: fatty-acyl-CoA synthase activity; fatty acid ligase activity. Lineage: Eukaryota; Metazoa; Chordata; Mammalia; Rodentia; Cricetidae. The transcript is spliced from 15 exons.
CAGGCACUGUUUGCCUGGGAAACUCUGGCAGGGAGCCACUUUCGCUGGUUCACGAUGUUCUGUCCUGUUAGAAGUUGAAGCUGCAUGUUCUCUGCUAACUUCUAAUCCUUCUCUCUCCAGGCUGCAUUUGGGGCUAAGGCUCCAGGUCAGAAUUCGUUCUUCAUCAGCCUCUGGGUAAGCUUCUUCUUCAUCAGCCUCUGAUUAAGCUUCUUGGGAGCCUUCCGGUCUGCCCGGCUGCUGAAGGCGAGAGCAGAUGCCCUGUGUCCGCCUCGGAUUUUAAAACCAGGCAGGAGGCAACAGACGACAUGAAGUUAUGGCGGAGAGGCCUGGUCCUCCAGGCUCUGAGGAGCUCCUGGGGCAUCUGCAGGGUUCACGGGCAGCCACCACCUCCAUCUGUCCCUGAGGCUGUGGCCACCUGGGAAGCCAUCAGCCUGGGGAGACAGCCGGUACCUGAGUACUUCAACUUUGCCCACGACGUGCUGGACACGUGGAGUCAGCUGGAAAAGGUAGGGCAGCGGCCCCCAAAUCCUGCAUUCUGGUGGGUGAAUGGCUCAGGAGCAGAAGUCAAGUGGACCUUUGAGGAGCUGGGGAAGCAGUCCAGGAAGGCAGCCAAUGUCUUAAAGGGCGUGUGUGGCCUGAAACCUGGAGACAGAAUGAUGCUGGUACUUCCACGCCUUCCAGACUGGUGGCUGAUCAGCGUGGCUUGUAUGCGUACAGGUGUGGUCAUGAUCCCAGGUAUCUCCCAGCUGACAGCGAAGGAUCUCAAGUAUCGGCUGCAGGCAGCCAGGGCCAAAUCCAUCAUUACCAGCGAUGCCCUAGCUCCACAAGUGGACGCCAUCAGUGCUGACUGUCCCUCCCUCCAAACCAAGCUUCUGGUGUCUGACACCAGUCGUCCAGGCUGGAUCAAUUUCCGGGAACAGUUUCGAGAGGCCUCUACAGAGCACAACUGUGUGAGAACCAAGAGUGGAGAUUCAGUGGCCAUCUACUUCACCAGUGGAACCACAGGGGCUCCCAAGAUGGUGGAACAUUCCCAGUGCAGCUAUGGAUUGGGUUUUGUGGCCAGUGGAAGGAGGUGGAUCUCCUUGACUGAAUCUGACAUAUUCUGGAACACAACUGACACCGGCUGGGUGAAGGCAGCCUGGACUCUCUUCUCUGCCUGGUCCAAUGGAGCUUGCAUUUUUGUACACGAGCUGUCCAGAGUUGAUGUCAAAACUAUCCUAAAUACUCUCUGCAGGUUCCCAAUAACCACCCUUUGCUGUGUUCCAACCCUUUUUCGGCUGAUUGUACAAGAAGAUCUCACAAGGUACAAGUUUCAAAGCCUGAGGCACUGUGUGACGGGUGGAGAGGCUCUCAACCCUGAUGUGAGGGACAAGUGGAAGAGCCAGACAGGCCUGGAGCUCCACGAAGGCUAUGGACAAUCGGAAACAGUCGUCAUCUGUAGCAAUUCAAGAGGCUCGACAAUCAAAUCUGGAUCUAUGGGGAAAGCAAGCCCACCUUACGAUGUGCAGAUUGUGGAUGAAGAGGGCAAUGUCCUGCCUCCAGGGAAAGAGGGGAAUAUUGCUGUCCGCAUCAAACCCACCAGACCCUUCUGUUUCUUCAACUGCUAUCUGGAAAAUCCCGAGAAGACAGCCUCAUCAGAGAAAGGAGACUUUUACAUUACUGGGGACCAAGCCCACAUGGACGAGGAUGGCUACCUUUGGUUCUUAGGGAGAAAUGAUGACGUGAUCAACUCUUCCAGCUACCGGAUUGGGCCUGUUGAGGUAGAGAGUGUCCUUGCUGAGCAUCCAGCUGUUCUUGAGUGUGCUGUGGUCAGCAGCCCAGACCCCAUUCGGGGUGAGGUGGUGAAGGCAUUCAUAGUCCUUUCUCCAGCCUACACAUCUCAUGACCCGGAAGCACUGACUCGGGAGCUCCAGGAGCACGUGAAGAAGAUGACUGCUCCAUACAAGUACCCCAGGAAGAUAUUUCCCAAAAUACAUUAUGUUCUUGUCCUAAGAACUGUCCUGUGGAUGAGCAAAAGGGUCUGGUGAGAGGUGGCUUUCAUUUCAGAACUGCCAAAGACCGUCUCUGGAAAGAUCUUAAGGAGUAAACUGAGAAACCAAGAGUGGGGGAGAUGAGGUACAACCCAAGGAAGAUGAUGGAUGCUCUGGCGGUUCUGAAAGAAGAUGGAAGUGGGACUGACCAGCCCCUUCUUGGAGCACCAUCCCUUUAAAGAAUAGGCACCAAAGAUGGUCAGCUUCUGAAUGGACACUGUAGGGUGAUGCUGGCAAAGAUGAGAGCAUCCCUGGUCCAGAGCUCACAGUCACUGCCCCAUCCAGCCAGUGUCCCAUGGUUUCUCUGACUAGAGACAUCCCCACCAUCCGCCCAUUGAUUUUACUAAGAGAAUUUCUGCUGUUCAUGGGACAAACAGAUCACCACAACUUUAGGGAGGGUAUCUGUGGUCUCAUUAUGCAAGUGGGAAUAUAAAACUUGACCCUUUGGAUUAA